GUCGGUGAUCGGCGAAGGCGAGAUGGAUCGCCAACGGGCCGAGAUGCUGAUAAAGAUUGCCCAAGUGCGCCUGCAGUGUGGACGCACGGAAGAUGCGCUGAAUUACCUCUACCAGGCCCAGAGCCUCUACCCGACCCGUACGGCGGCUGGGCUCAUACAGGCCAUUCGAGGCGGCUGGUUUGAAGCCGAGCGGGCGUUCUUUGAGCCACCCCAAGGCCACUACAGCGGCGGCUGGCAAAACGGCAACCACUACGCGGGUUGCGGCAGCUGCGGCAGGCCCGCGUUCCAUCAGCAUUACGAAGAAGACGAGGAGGAAGAGGAGGAGGAAGAAGAAGAGGAGGAAGAGGAUGAAGAAGAGCGGGAAGAAAAGGUUCCCCAUGGGUUUGCCGACACCGACAAUUACUACAGCGUGCUCGGAGUCAGAAAAGACGCCAGCGAGGAUGUGAUGAGGAAGGCCUAUCGGAAGUUGGCGUUGCGGUACCACCCGGACAAAAACAGCGCUCCUGGAGCCACAGAGGCCUUCAAGGUGAUUGGAAAAGCAUUUGCUGUUCUCAGCGAUCCAGCCAAAAGGAAAGUAUAUGAUGAGUCACAAAGCCAAACACAAGCAUCCCCAGAAACCGACAUGCCAACCAAUGAUGUCUUCGAUAUGUUCUUCAGGGGUCAUUAUUCAGCUCGGGCGGCUUACGGCUUUAAUGGUCAUCCAAGAGAGCAAAGGCAAACAAGCAGAGAGGAAGAUGGUAAGUGGCAGAAGUGGGCAUCUGGAGAAGACAGACAAGACAUGCCAAGAUGGCAAAGGGAGGAGAUGAGGCAUAACACCGAACAAGAAUGGAAAUGGAGAGAAGAAGCGUAUAACGAAGGGAGAAGACAAUGGCAGUGGGAGAGAGAUCAGAAACAAGAUGGAGGACAGCCAAAAUGGCAGAAAGAAGCCAAGCGAGAACCAGGCAGGCCAAAAACUCAGCAAGAAAGGAGGCAGGAAGCUGAACAGACCAGCCCAAAGUGGUGGGAAAAGAAAGGCCAAGACAACCGAAAAUCAAGGUGGCGUGAAGAAAUGGAGAAACAAAAUCUCAGACGCCCGAGGAGACCGGAGGAGGAAGAAGUUGGUCAGCCCAAAAACGCAUACUCCGCUUUUAUCCAGGUUCUGCCAGUGCUUAUCCUCGUGGUGGUCUCUGUGGUGGCUCAAUUGACAGCCAGCACGCCAUCAUACAGUCUCCAUCCUAGACCAUCUUCUGGCUUGACCAUCCCCAGGGAGACCAGCAGCCGCGGAGUCCCGUACUACGUGGGGCAAAGUUUUCACACGCGUUAUCGAGGUCCAGCUUUAGCAGAGCUGGAGAGGGCUGUGGAGAAGGAGUACGCAGAACAAGUCCAGGCCGGAUGUUGGAGAGAGAAACAACAAAGGUCCGAUCUUGCCAAUCUGGCUCGGCUCUAUAGGGACGAGAGACUAAGGGAAAAGGCCGACACUUUCAAGAUGGAGAACUGUCGGAAGCUGUCUGACCUCAUAGGUAUACGCAGAGGUGGCUGAGGUGGAACAUUCAGAUUCAAAUGAGUCCAUCUACUCCAUCUUCAUGAGAUCUUUGAAUGAUGACCACUUAGAACACUUAGAGAUAACGGUACUUAAUCUUUCUACUGCUCGUUAAUAUUAGCGCUAAUGACUUUUUGCAAGCACUGGAGCCUCUAACCUAAUAGGAUAUCUACAAAUUGCCUGUCUAAGGGCCCAUACUCACAGGCUUUUUAUACCAGCCCUAGGAAUGUAUGACUAUCCCUGUGAAUAAUGUCCAUGGGGAAGUGUAGUAAAGGAACACUCCUGUGAAACG
This is a messenger RNA of Nanorana parkeri, 1811 nucleotides long. Its product is annotated as dnaJ homolog subfamily C member 18-like. Gene Ontology annotation, biological process: cellular response to misfolded protein. Gene Ontology annotation, molecular function: Hsp70 protein binding. The transcript is spliced from 3 exons. Gene Ontology annotation, cellular component: endoplasmic reticulum membrane. Bases 23 to 1519 code for a protein of 498 amino acids. The record is from RefSeq and is a predicted model, not a curated record. NCBI's taxonomy places the organism in Eukaryota, Metazoa, Chordata, Amphibia, Anura, Dicroglossidae.